Messenger RNA from Suricata suricatta (meerkat), 375 nucleotides. It is a transcript of the gene DEFB126, whose product is annotated as defensin beta 126. The record is from RefSeq and is a predicted model, not a curated record. The coding region runs from base 8 to 319 and encodes 103 amino acids. The transcript is spliced from 2 exons. NCBI's taxonomy places the organism in Eukaryota, Metazoa, Chordata, Mammalia, Carnivora, Herpestidae.
AGGAGCCAUGAAGUCCUUAUUAUUGACCCUUGUGAUUUUUUUCCUCUUGGCCCAGUUGGUCUCAGGUAAUUUCUUUUUGAGAAAGUGUGGCAAGAAAAUGGGAUAUUGCAGGAAGAAAUGCAAAAAUGGAGAGAUUCACAUAGAUUAUUUGAAAUGGAAAUGUUACAGACAUAAGGUGUGCUGUGUCCCGGCUAUUUACAAGAUUACACCCUUAAGUGCCAGUAAUAAAAUCUCUGUGCAGACUGUUAAGAACCAAGAACUAUCAACUACUAAGAAACUACAAACUACGCUAAUGGUGAUCACUGCUUCUACUAUUUGAGCAUUUCAGCCUCUGUGUCCUGAUAGGAUUCCUGAUUCAUUAAAGCCAAGGCCUUA